Messenger RNA from Penicillium antarcticum, 2970 nucleotides. RefSeq names its product DDHD family phospholipase. The record is from RefSeq and is a predicted model, not a curated record. Gene Ontology annotation, cellular component: cytoplasm. The transcript is spliced from 3 exons. The coding region runs from base 1 to 2970 and encodes 989 amino acids. Gene Ontology annotation, molecular function: glycerophospholipase activity; metal ion binding. Lineage: Eukaryota; Fungi; Ascomycota; Eurotiomycetes; Eurotiales; Aspergillaceae.
AUGACGGGCCCGAUUCACACAUACGGUCAAAGCUGCUUGCUAUCGGACGACGAACCAGAUCUUGCCAGUUUCCAGACAUGUCCCGAUCCACCAGAGAUCCGGGCGCAGUUUUUUUACGUCUCAUCGUUGCCAAUCGAUGACCCACUAGCUGCUCUGCCACCGCCGGCUAGUCAAGGAGCUGGGAGUGAGAGGAUACCACCCAAGCCGUUCUCUGCUAGGGAUAAUAUCGCCUUGGAGGAUGCUUGGCGCGAUCUACGGGAGGUGAGGAAAACCAAAAUCGCGGGACAACAUGGGUCCAGGCCUCCAACUUCGAAGGGGCCUUCUGGAAUAGCUGUGCCAGGUCAUGAAUCGGGGUCAAAUAUUACAAGUCGCCCUAAGUCUUCCAGCCGAGAAGAUCCUGGGUUGAUCGGCAGCAGAGGGAGCACUAUCAGCAACACUCCUUCAUUCCCAGACGAUGUACCUUCACGAAAUCACAAGUCUCAGCUCACGUUUGCGACCGGUUCUGGAGUGCGCUCUCAUCCUUUCGGAAAGGUAGACCGCGUCGGAUCAUCACUUGAUGAUAGCAUGAAAUAUGAUACCCCUGCAGCUAUCGCCUUUGAUCAGAAACGGGCACGUUCUUCCUCUGUGAAUGAGUCCAGCGCGGCCAAGAGAAGAAGUAGCUCGACUUUGGAGAAUUGUGACGCUGGUGACGAAGAGAUUGGCAGUAUACACGCCAAUCGUUCUCGCGAUGCUAGUAUCAGUGGCUCGCCUUUUAUACGGGCGUCUACCUCUCAGUCUCAUACACCACUCGGUCGGUCAUAUGAGUCUACAUUUUCGAGGGACGGAGGGCAGGACUGGCAGGCCGAAGUGCGAGUCAGCAGUAGUUCUCGGGGCGCACCAAAGCCCUCUGGUCUCAGAACUACUGUGAGCCUGGAUCAACUGACGCAGGACUCGCAGAGUGAGAGAACAGAAGAGCCAAAUACGCAAUCAAAAAUCCCAGUUGGUGUGUCGCGGCUUCAUUUGGUUGAACUGCCGAAACUCAAGGUACAAAUUGUGUCCCUUUUUGCUCUAGAUGAUACUGACACUCUGCAGAUGAAACCAAUUUACUGGAGCCCUCUGCAGGACAUAUCGACUGUCGUUCGAGCUACUUGGUUUUACAGGAACACCAUGUAUCCCGUUGAGGCAGAUCUUGCAAACAAAUUGGAAGAAGGAUACGUCUACUUAAAGCCUUGGAGUGAUACCUGGCAAGAUGAGCUGAAUAGCUGUGUGGAAAAUGGUGCGGAUGCUGAGAUGAAAAUUGUCCAUCCAUUGUGGACAAAGGAAGAACAGCAACCUAAAACUGAACCGGACCCUGCUCCUGGUAAUCCCGAGUUGACUGAGGCAGAUGAUCUCUUGACAUUUGACAAUAAUCAAGCCGCUGGCGGCACUUCUCUUCAGUCCGAGAACAUAAAACCUUAUCUCACAUCUAGUGCCAUUUUCGUCGACGCGGCCAACGCCCAGAUCCUUCGACCCAGCCUACUUCCUUCCUCCUCGAGGGGACGAAGACCUCUAGGGGCAAUCAGGAAGGGGAGGCAGAUAGGGAUACCGGUGGUACGAGGCUUCAAUCGAAAGUUAUGGGAGCAACUACACCCAUCCAAGACUAAUCCCAUCGAUGUGCGUCAUUACAUCCGCAAGACCCAAUCCCGGAAUCCUUCUGUUCCAGGUGAACAAGUAUGCUACGCUUGCAAGAUGGAAGAGUCACGGCCACCUCCGACAGACUUGGUACUCGUCAUCCACGGUAUCGGGCAGAAACUUUCGGAGAGGAUGGAAAGCUUUCAUUUCACACAUGCCAUCAAUGCAUUCCGAAGAGAGGUUAAUAUGGAGCUCAAUAAUGAACCUGUCUGGCCACAUGUGCGUCAAGACCAUGGAGGAAUCAUGGUACUUCCUGUGAAUUGGCGCACAAAGCUGUCACUGGAUGACCCCGAUAUUGAAGCAGGUGUCGAGGACCCGACUGCUAAUAAUUUCUCACUGGACGAUAUCACACCUCAGACCCUUCCAGCCGUUCGAUCUCUGAUCAGUGACGUGAUGCUUGACAUUCCGUACUAUCUCUCGCAUCACAAGCCAAAGAUGGUCAAGGCAGUUGUCAGAGAAGCGAAUCGCGUCUACCGCCUCUGGUGUAAGAAUAACCCAGGGUUCCAAGAAAAUGGCCGCAUACAUCUUCUCGCUCAUUCCUUGGGAAGUGUCAUGGCCAUCGAUAUUCUCAGCAAUCAGCCAACGCAUGUGCCUCACUUUGACUUUUUCGAUACUGCACUGCACAGCGAUAUCUUCGAGUUUGACACCACAGAUCUGUUCCUCUGCGGAAGCCCUGUUGGUUUCUUCCUCCUUUUGAAUAAAGCCAGCCUCCUGCCCCGGAAAGGUAGAGAUAAGCCAGGUAGUGACGGCGAUGAUAGAUUGCGUGGCGUAGCCGGUGAACAAGGUCAAUAUGGAUGUCUCGCAGUGGACAAUCUAUACAACAUAAUGCACACAACCGACCCAAUCGCCUAUCGCGUCAACGCAGCAGUAGACAGUGACCUAUCAAACUCCCUAAAAAUGGCAUCAAUCCCCAGCUCCAGCUCAACAUUCUGGCAAUCCUUCGGCAGCGUCUUCCGCUGGAGCACAGCACCAACCUCAUUUCUCCCUUCAACGGUGCCAACACGACCAGCAGCCGUCUCAAAACUCCCCUCAAACGUCGAGCUUGAGACCCAUGACUUCAGCCGCGAGGAAAUUGCCGAGAAACGAAUGCUUCUCCUGAAUGAUAAUGGCCAGAUUGAUUAUUAUCUUUCUGGUGGUGGGGGCCCGCUGAGUAUCCAGUACCUUAAUAUGUUGAGUGCGCAUAGUAGUUACUGGACUCUUGGGGAUUUUGUCAGGUUUUUGGUUGUUGAGAUUGCUAGGAAGCAGGGGCGUGAGGGGACUUUGCUUGCUUUUCGAGCUGAGAAGAAGAAGGGGUGGAAGUAUUCUAAGGGCGCUAUUUGA